Messenger RNA from Naumovozyma dairenensis CBS 421, 3681 nucleotides. RefSeq names its product ion-transporting P-type ATPase SPF1 (gene SPF1). Bases 1 to 3681 code for a protein of 1226 amino acids. The record is from RefSeq and is a predicted model, not a curated record. NCBI's taxonomy places the organism in Eukaryota, Fungi, Ascomycota, Saccharomycetes, Saccharomycetales, Saccharomycetaceae. Gene Ontology annotation, molecular function: ATP hydrolysis activity; ATP binding; P-type ion transporter activity. The transcript has a single exon. Gene Ontology annotation, biological process: intracellular calcium ion homeostasis. Gene Ontology annotation, cellular component: endoplasmic reticulum membrane.
AUGACUUCCAAAUCAUUUGUAUCUAGUCCGCUUGUCAGGGACUCCACGUUGCUGGUACCCAGAUCAGUCACGUCAAAACCAUACUUCUUACCGUUCUUACCAUUAUAUGCUACGUUUUUCCACAUUUAUUUCAAUGAAUAUGAGCGUUAUAUCAAAGGUGGUGAAUGGACUUUCGUGUUCCUCGGUUCAAUCGUUACCAUAAACAUAUUAGUUAUGCUAAUGCCAUCAUGGAAUGUCAAAAUCAACACUAAAUUCAACUAUUCAGUUGUUAAUGACGUCACCACUGCUACUCAUAUCCUUAUAAAUACUACUCCAAAUAACGGUGCUGAUGAUAUUGUAGAAAUUCAAAGAAUUACAGAAAGUGGUGUCCUACAAACUUUUUUCCAAUUCCAAAAGAAGAGAUUUUUAUGGUAUGAGGAUGAACAAGUGUUUGCAUCGCCAAAAUUUAUCGUCGAUGAAUACCCUAAGAUUAAAGAUUUUAAAGAUUCUACUGGUAAUUCGAAUAAUUUGACUCACAUGAAAAGAUUAUACGGUGAGAAUUCUUUCGAUAUUCCAAUUCCAUCAUUCAUGGAAUUAUUUAAAGAACAUGCUGUCGCCCCAUUAUUCGUUUUCCAAGUAUUUUGUGUGGCAUUAUGGCUUUUGGAUGAAUUUUGGUAUUAUUCUUUAUUCAACUUGUUUAUGAUCGUUUCCAUGGAAGCCGCUUCGGUCUUCCAGAGAUUGAAUGCUUUGAAAGAAUUCAGAACGAUGGGGAUUAAACCAUACCCAAUCAACGUCUUCAGAAACGGGAAAUGGAGUACUUUACAAACCAAUGAAUUGCUACCAAUGGAUGUCGUAUCCGUUACAAGAACAGCAGAGGAGAGUGCUAUCCCAUGUGAUUUAAUCUUAAUCGAUGGUUCAUGUAUCGUUAACGAAGCGAUGCUUUCUGGUGAAUCUACCCCAUUAUUGAAAGAAUCUAUUAAAUUACGUCCAAAUGAAGAUGAUUUACAAUUAGAAGGUGUUGAUAAAAUUUCCGUGUUACAUGGUGGUACUAAAGCUUUACAAGUCACAGGCCCAGAAUCUUCUUCCGAUUCUCAUAUACCGUUACCAUCUGAUGGAGGUGCGUUAGCUGUCGUGACUAAGACUGGGUUUGAAACUUCUCAAGGUUCUUUAGUUCGUGUCAUGAUUUAUUCCGCGGAACGUGUCUCUGUCGAUAAUAAAGAAGCAUUAAUGUUCAUCUUCUUCUUAUUAAUCUUUGCUGUCAUCGCGUCAUGGUAUGUUUGGAUCGAAGGUACCAAAAUGGGUAGAAUUCAAUCCAAAUUGAUUCUGGAUUGUAUCUUAAUUAUUACCUCCGUUGUCCCACCUGAAUUACCAAUGGAAUUAACCAUGGCUGUCAACAGUUCCUUGGCCGCUUUAUCUAAAUUUUACGUCUAUUGUACUGAACCAUUUAGAAUUCCAUUAGCAGGUAGAAUCGAUGUUUGUUGUUUUGACAAAACUGGUACUUUGACUGGUGAAGAUUUAGUCUUUGAAGGUCUUGCCGGCUUAUCUACUAAUACAAAGGAUAUCCGUCAUUUAUACAGUGGUUCCGAUGCUCCACAGAAUACUACUCUAGUCAUUGGUGCAGCUCACGCUUUGGUUAAACUUGACGAUGGUGAAGUCGUUGGUGAUCCAAUGGAAAAAGCUACUUUGAAAGCCCUCGGAUGGAAAGUUGAUUAUAAUGAUGUUAUCACCAAAUCAGGCACUGAAAAAUUAAACAUAUUGCGUCGUUUCCAAUUCUCCUCUUCUUUAAAAAGAUCUUCCUCUAUUGCUUCUCAUAAUGGUUCCCUGUUUGCCGCUGUUAAAGGUGCUCCAGAAACUAUCCGUGAAAGACUAUCUCAUGUCCCUGAAAAUUAUGAUGAAAUUUACAAAUCCUUUACACGUUCUGGUUCUAGAGUCCUAGCAUUAGCUACAAAAUCAUUACCAAAAAUGUCUCCUAAGAAAAUUGAUGAUUUAGUUCGUGAAAAUAUUGAACAUGGAUUGGAAUUUAGCGGAUUCUUAGUUUUCCAUUGUCCAUUGAAAGAUGAUGCUAUUGAGACAAUCAAAAUGUUAAAUGAAUCCGCUCAUCGUUCUAUUAUGAUAACAGGUGAUAACCCUUUGACUGCUGUACAUGUGGCCAAAGAAGUUGGUAUUGUAUUUGGCGAAACAUUAAUUUUAGAUAGAGUGGAUGAUAAUAAUGAUGCUGAUGGUAAAUUGAUUUUCCAUAAUGUUGAAGAUACUAUUAAUAUUCCAUUUGAUCCAUCAAAGGAUUCUAUCGAUCAUAGUGCAAUCUUCGACAAAUAUGAUGUUGCUGUUACUGGUUAUGCUUUGAAUUUAUUAGAAAAUCAUUCCCAAUUAAGAGAUGUUCUUCGUCAUACUUGGGUUUACGCUCGUGUCUCUCCAUCUCAAAAGGAAUUUAUCUUAAACAAUUUGAAAGAAAUGGGAUACCAAACGUUAAUGUGUGGUGACGGUACCAAUGAUGUUGGUGCCUUAAAGCAAGCUCACGUCGGUGUUGCCUUAUUGAAUGGUACUGAAGAAGGUUUAAAACAAUUGGUUGUUAAGAAUAGAGAAGAGAAUAUGAAAAAUAUGUACAUUAAACAAUGUGCAUUCGUCGCUAGAUGGAAUCAACCUCAACCACCUGUUCCUCCAUUAAUUGCUCAUUUAUUCCCACCUGGUUCAAAUAAUCCUCACUAUCUAGAAGCUAUCGAAAAGAAAGGAACUGUCAUUACUCCUGAAUUAAGAGAAAAAGUCGCCGAAGCUAAUAAGAAGGCAAUUGAAAUUCUUGAUCCAAAUACUACUACAUCUGAAAAGGGUGAUAAACCAAGUGGCUCUGAUAUUGCAUCAUUGUUAUUGAACAAAGCUGAAGAUGCUCAAGAAGAUGAUGUCCCAACUUUGAAACUAGGUGAUGCUUCUUGUGCUGCUCCAUUCACUUCUAAACUAGCUAAUGUUUCUUCUGUGACCAACAUUAUCCGUCAAGGUCGUUGUGCCCUAGUCAACACUAUCCAAAUGUAUAAAAUUUUGGCAUUGAAUUGUUUAAUUAGUGCAUACUCGUUAUCAAUUAUCUAUAUGGCAGGUGUUAAAUUUGGUGAUGCUCAAGCUACUGUUUCAGGUUUGCUAUUGUCUGUUUGUUUCUUAAGUAUAUCUCGUGGUAAACCACUUCAAAAAUUAUCAAAACAAAGACCACAAAAGGGUAUCUUCAAUAUUUACAUUACAGGUUCCAUUUUAUCUCAAUUUGCUGUUCAUAUUGCAACAUUGGUUUAUAUUACACUUGAAAUCUACAAAUUAGAACCAAGAGAACCACAAGUUGAUUUAGAAAAAGAAUUUGCACCAUCAUUAUUAAAUACUGGUAUCUUUAUUAUCCAAUUAGUUCAACAAGUGUCCACAUUUGCUGUUAAUUAUCAAGGUGAGCCAUUUAGAGAAAACAUUAGAAACAAUAAAGGUAUGUAUUACGGGUUAUUAGGUGUUACUGGGUUAGCAUUAGCUAGUGCUACGGAAUUUAUGCCAGAAAUGAAUGAAGCUAUGAAAUUUGUUCCAAUGAGUGACAUCUUCAAGUUUAAAUUAACAUUGACUUUAUUGCUUGAUUUCUUUGGUAGUUGGGGGGCAGAACACUUUUUCAAAUAUUUCUUUAUGGACGAUAAACCAUCUGACAUUACUAUUAGGAAAGUCAAGAUUUCCGAAUCUAAAAUUUAA